Chionomys nivalis (European snow vole) is the source of this 2568-nucleotide messenger RNA. RefSeq names its product RPA1 related single stranded DNA binding protein, X-linked (gene Radx). Gene Ontology annotation, biological process: regulation of DNA repair. Gene Ontology annotation, molecular function: single-stranded DNA binding. The transcript is spliced from 14 exons. NCBI's taxonomy places the organism in Eukaryota, Metazoa, Chordata, Mammalia, Rodentia, Cricetidae. The record is from RefSeq and is a predicted model, not a curated record. Gene Ontology annotation, cellular component: replication fork.
AUGUCUGGUGAGUCUGGUCAGCCCGAGGCUGGACCCUCCCACGCUGGCCUCUACUGGCCGCACACCGAAAGAAAUCAGACUGGGGUUCCAAGAGGAGUGAUUCAAAGGGCCGGUAGCCGAAGGUACAAGUCCUGGAUCCAAAAGGUUAUUGAGCAAAUAACCGGAUCCCCUAGACAGUGUGUCGCCCUUAGCGAUGUGGCGCCUGUCACUGUACUGGCCGUCCAAAGAUACCUUUUAGAGGAUGAGCCACAGGACAUGGUGCCCAAGCUUCCCCUUUACUGCUAUGAUGUGACGAUCUCGGACGGGGUGUACCAGGAGAAGUGUUAUUUAGACCCCAGCUUAAACUUUCUCAUUUAUCAGAAUAUUCUAAAAGUUGGCAUAGAAGUGAGAAUUUCCAGAGUUUCGUGUCUUUACAAUGAGAAAAGAUUGGGUCAGGGAAUCCUGUGCAUAGAUAAGGUCCACUGUGGGGAGACCCUAGAUGUCGUUUGUGUAGAAACUCCAUUUAGAAACAGAGCGCAGGAGGAAAAGCCAGAGAGGCCCCUGAGAGGCGGCAGGAGCCACUACAUGGCUCUAUGGAACAACGAGGAUCCCUACGGAGAUAUCUGGAAGACCAACAAGCAUCCUGAGGAAUUCAAUUUUAACAACAUCAAAAUAAUCUCUCUCUCUCAUCUUGAAAUGACCUGGAGUAACAGAAAGGAUUUUCCUGCCUUGCUUGUGAGGAUUCUGUAUAAAUCAAAACUGCGAUACUAUGGGAAACCUAACAGAAGGAUGAUUGAGCCAUAUCAGAACUAUUUGGAAGUUGCUGACAGUUCCGGCGUGGUGUCAGUGAUUAUGUGGAAUUCUGUGUGUCUAGAAUGGUAUAAAAGUUUGAAAGUGGGCUUGAUUCUUCUGCUUCAAGAUUAUUCUGUGAAGAAGAGCCACCCAUUAAGAGUACAGCCUGACCCUGUGGAUCCACAGAUGAAACUAAUUUCUACAAUAGAAAUCUGCCUGAAUUUUCGAGAUCCUCCAACUAAAAUAGCUAUCAUUCCAGAAAGGCAGUUGAAAUCAGAAUGGAAAUUGCCAAAACUAUGUAACCGAUUUAUUACAAGAUCAGAACUAGACACUGUGCCGGAAAAAGCAAUCUGUGAUGUAGUUGGCAUGUUAACUUUUGUGGGAAGGGUGCAACGGAUAAAAAAGAAAGAAAAUGCUGAAGACUUUUGGUCAUAUCGCUGGAUCCACAUUGCUGAUGGAACUUCAGAGCAACCAUUUAUAAUGCAGCUGUUUUCUACAUCUCAGCCAGAAGUCUUUGAAAACAUUUAUCCAAUGACAUGUCUUGUUUGUACUCAGUUGAAAGUUGCUAGAAACAAAAAUCAAGUACCUAAUCUGCUUCACCUCACCACUACAAAUGAGAGCCGCAUUUUUAUUGCUGGUCACAGAGGCCAACCGUAUGCAUAUGAUAGCAAGGUAAAAAAGUGUAUGCAGUGGAUUAAAGCAAAGUCUGAUUCAGAGGUAAAGAACACUGCUUUUGGUGGCUAUUACCCUUAUCCACCAGUUCCAGAGACAUUUCCCAAGUACAGUCGCUUCAUUAGAGCUGAGUUGCUCUUGACAGCUAUAAGUGAAGUGAAGAAGGUGACCGAAGACUUGCAGUACAGGGAGCAGAGGCGCAUUGCAAUUCAGGGGAUAAUCGCUGCUAUAAAGUACAUCCCCCACAACCACUCAGCUGAGAGUGCCCCAGCAUCAGAAGCACUUCAGAAUGACAAUCGGCCCUCAACUUCUCAGGCGGUUAGAAGAGAAGGUCAUCAUUAUGGAAGAGGUAGCAAAAGACCUCGGGAUGACAGGUCAGAGGGCUCUCAGCAUUCUCAGUCUUCACCUACAGUUUCGAGUGCCGGCGCAAAAAGAAAACUUAUUCAAGGCCCAAGUGCUAAUCCAUAAGUCAUUGGCUAUAUGGUUCCUGUACCUCAGCCACAUUCUUCUGCACAAGCUAAAAGAAGCAAACACUACAUACCCUUAUACCAAAGUUCAAGUGCUGGUUCCAGAGGGAAGUCCAGAAGAGUAGCAAGUGACAGAUGGGAGAGUCAGCUGUGGAGAGACAAGAAGAGCAGCUUGAGAGACCACCUAUACUACAGUCGUGUUUAUCCUGAAAGUAUUCCACGGAAAUUCAUUUUGGAGCAUGGGAAGUUUCUCGCCCAGCAGUAUAAUACUCAACCUGCAAAGUAUGUACCCCCAGAAGGAAACUCCCCCAAACUCAGUGAAUUUCCGAGUGCUCGAAGCCUUGGCCAUUUUGAAGUAACCAUCCUAGGUUUGAACCAUGAGAUUGCGAUUGAUGUUGCGUUCCUACCUAUGUAUUCUCCAGAGGAUGUGCGGACAUCUCAAAUAGACACCUUCUUGACCUGCAUGAAUUACAGCUGUGUGUACUCACCAGAAGCACCUGGCCAUGAACAUCUGCCAGGUCCCAAGGCAGUUGCAGGUGAUAUUGUAAAAGAAGCAGCUGAACUGGAUAGAGUCCACGUCAUCUGUGUCUUGGAUAUCUGUAAUUUGGGUAACAAUAAAGUGGAGGUCUUUCUGCAUAAAAUUUAUACUCCAGAAUAG